UUCAAAAAGUUAAAGUAGAUGAUUUCGUGGUUGACUUAGCUAAUAAGUUUUACGUAGUUGUAAAAAUAAAUCGAGUGUAUCAAAAAUAUUUCGGAUAAUUAUUUUACUUUUGACCCCAUUCAUUGUCAGAAACACGCAUUCAAAUUCGUUUCCGAACAUAGCACACCCAAAACGCCGCCAUUUUCCUUGUUGUAGGUGCCUCAAAUGUCAUAAUAAUUUCAAUUUUCAUGUAAAAUAAAAUUUUCUUUCAUUUUUUAAGUUAUUUAAUAAGUUAAUUUAAGUGUUUUGCAACAUAUUCGUGUGUUAUUAAGUUUGCAUACUGGUCUCGUUCAUGCGCAUUAUUCUUGUGACAGUGGAUCAAGUUAGUCGUCAUUUCAAGGAUUCUCAAUGUCCUACAAUGAGGAUCAUCUUCAUAAAAGGUAGCAAGAGCGUUACGCCCACAGAGUGAGGAUAAAGCCUAUGUUUUUGUGUUCAUGCGGUGAUGAGAACGCGAAGUGUGGUGAAAGUGCGCGAAUAUUGAUGGGACAAUGAGCGAUUCUCCAGGCGUGGAGUGGCUCCCUGCGUUCAGCCCUGGCCCGCCACGCCACAGUCCGCUAGGCCCUAUACCGCGGUUUCUGUACGAAGAUGUGCAGCCGCUCGGCCUGCAGCAGGAAAACAAUAACAAAGAGGCCGACCAAAAAGAGAACACGAACAAAAUCAAACACGCGAAGCCCGCGUACAGUUAUGCCAGUAUGAUACGCCUGGCCAUCAGCAGCUCGCCGAACGGCAAAAUGACGCUGAACGAGAUCUACACAUACAUAUGCAAUGCAUUCCCGUAUUACAAAGAGGCCGGUAAAGGAUGGAUGAACUCAAUAAGACAUAACUUGUCUUUAAACAAGUGCUUCAUGAAGGUAGCGCGCAGUAAGGAUGAUCCUGGUAAGGGCUCGUACUGGGCGAUGGACACCAGCUACAAAAUGGCGGAAGUGGCUCCUAGACGACGAAGGAGCCUUAGGAUGGCGCCGUACAGCCCCGAGUGCAGCUCCAACAGCAGCGGCGAGGCGGGCGGCGCCCCGCCCCCCGGCGCAGACGCCGCGCCCACUCCGCCCGCCACGCCCACCACCCCCACCACGCCGACAACACCGACGUCGCCCACCGUGCCCGGGGCUAUUAAAGAGGAACCUGUUAUAAAAGAAGAGCCAGAUUCUAAACACACAGACGAUGCCCUGUCAGCCCUGAUGAACGAAGAGUUGAUGACUGACGUCGACAUAAGCAGUGAGCGGCUGUGGUGCGCGGGCGGCGGCGCGCACGUGUGCGGGUCGCUGCGCCACAGCUCGCUGACGGACGACUACGGCAACUUCGUGGUGACGCGCGUGGACUGCGACUGCGCGGCGGGCCCGCCGGCCGCCCCGCCGCCGCUGCCGCCGCCCUACUGGCCCGCCGAGAUAUUAUAACACCCGCCCGCGAGCCGGGUCGCUACCCUCGUCCGUUCGGUUGCUCUUUACCUUCAUAUCAUGGUUUCUUUCUAUGUCAAUUGUUUUUGUUACUCUAUCGUAGUUUUACAGUCGUCCGUUCUUGAUGUUUUGACGAGAGUAUACUUAAUGAAACUUGAUGUAGCGUAAGAGAAAAGUAUUGAAGCGAGGAUUAGAUGUUAUGGAUUGUUCGCAAACGUUUUGAUCAA
This is a messenger RNA of Trichoplusia ni (cabbage looper), 1657 nucleotides long. Its product is annotated as forkhead box protein J2-like. The record is from RefSeq and is a predicted model, not a curated record. The coding region runs from base 528 to 1430 and encodes 300 amino acids. Gene Ontology annotation, cellular component: nucleus. The transcript is spliced from 6 exons. Lineage: Eukaryota; Metazoa; Arthropoda; Insecta; Lepidoptera; Noctuidae. Gene Ontology annotation, molecular function: RNA polymerase II cis-regulatory region sequence-specific DNA binding; DNA-binding transcription factor activity, RNA polymerase II-specific. Gene Ontology annotation, biological process: regulation of transcription by RNA polymerase II.